AUGCUCAGCCAAGUCCUCCUCGCCCCACUGUUCGCCAAGCGAGCGUCCGCGUUCACCUCGGACAGCUUUGCUCCCCCUGCUGAAUGCCCCACCUGUCUCUCCGCCAAUUACACGGGCAUGCCCAACGGCUCCUUGCCUCUUUCUCCUUGGGUCUCUGGAGCGGCAUAUGACCAAAUCAUCACGAUUUGGCUGGAGAACACUGAUUUUGCCGCCGCUGCUGCUUCGUCAACCUUUCAAAAGCUCGCCGCGGAGGGAAUCCUCUUGACCAACUACAACGGUGUCACUCACCCUUCUGAGCCAAACUACCUCGCUGCGGUCGGUGGUGACUUUUGGGGAAUCGGAGACGACGAGUUCUACGCCAUUCCCAGCAACGCUUCCACCGUGGUUGAUUUGCUUGAGGCCAAGAAUGUUUCCUGGGCCACAUACCAGGAGAGUAUGCCCACCGACGGCGACGGCGAAUUCGCAUACUAUAGCCACAACUAUCUCAACGCGAGUGCUCCCGACUACAGAUACUACGUCCGAAAGCACAACCCCUUCGUCAUCUACAACUCUAUCGCCAGUAUCCCGGACCGAGCGCUCAGAAUCCGAAACUUUAACGACUUUGCCGUCGAUGUCAACGCCUCGGCCCUCCCUCAAUACGUAUGGAUCACUCCCAAUCUUGUCAACGAUGCUCACGACACCGAUGUGACCUUUGUCUCGGCCUGGCUGGAAUACUGGCUCGUCCCUUUGCUCCAAAACCCCAAGUUCAACACCAACAAGACAUUGAUUCAAGUCACCUUUGACGAGAACGAGUCGUACACCAUCCAGAACACUGUCUACACUGUGCUUCUCGGUGGCGCCGUACCUAGCAACCUUAAAGGCACCAAUGACUCGACGUUCUACACUCACUACUCUCUCCUCUCGUCGGUUCAAAACAACUGGGACCUUGGCAACUUGGGUCGACAGGACACCAACGCGACCGUCGCUGCCGUGUUCGACUUCCAAGCCAACAUUACAAAGUAUCAGAACACCAAGCCAUCCUCUGACCCGAUGAUGAACUUGACUGGCAUCUUCCCUGGACCUGGCAACACGGAAAUUUGGACGCCCGUCUUGGCCCCCAACACGAGUGCCAAGGGUGCUGGCAGUGGUAAGACUUACUACAACGCCUCCGUCAUCGACCUCACCCUCACCUCAUACACUCACCUGAACUUGACUGCUAUGAACGCCGUCAACCCAGACACCAUCAACCCGAACUACACUUACAACGAGGCUGCCAUUGCCAACGCCACGAACAAACCGACUUCAGUCCCAGUCUACAUUGCUCCUUCUACCACCUCUGGAUCCCCCAGUGGAACUGCAUCUGGCUCCAAGUCAGCUUCCAGCGCUGCGACGACUUCGGGAGGUGCUGUCAAGCUCGCGACUGGUGCAGGCGGCUCCUUGGCGGUGAUUGCUGCAGGUAUCAUUGCUCUUUUGUAA
Messenger RNA from Kockovaella imperatae, 1455 nucleotides. RefSeq names its product phosphoesterase family-domain-containing protein. The record is from RefSeq and is a predicted model, not a curated record. The transcript is spliced from 4 exons. Bases 1 to 1455 code for a protein of 484 amino acids. Gene Ontology annotation, molecular function: hydrolase activity, acting on ester bonds. Gene Ontology annotation, biological process: phospholipid catabolic process. Lineage: Eukaryota; Fungi; Basidiomycota; Tremellomycetes; Tremellales; Cuniculitremaceae.